Molecule: messenger RNA, 582 nt
Organism: Lepus europaeus (European hare)
Lineage: Eukaryota; Metazoa; Chordata; Mammalia; Lagomorpha; Leporidae
Gene: NKAIN3
Product: sodium/potassium transporting ATPase interacting 3
Exons: 6
Biological process (GO): regulation of sodium ion transport
Source: RefSeq, a predicted model, not a curated record
AUGAGCUCUCUUUGUUUAUUGCAGCUCUCAGCAUUAGAGAGGCAGAUCUUUGAUUUCCUUGGCUUCCAGUGGGCACCAAUUCUUGGAAAUUUUCUACAUAUAAUAGUUGUCAUACUGGGUUUGUUUGGAACCAUUCAGUACAGACCUCGAUACAUCAUGGUGUAUACAGUAUGGACUGCCCUAUGGGUCACCUGGAAUGUGUUCAUUAUCUGCUUUUACUUGGAAGUGGGUGGCCUCUCUAAGGAUACAGAUCUAAUGACAUUCAACAUCUCCGUACAUCGGUCAUGGUGGAGGGAACAUGGGCCUGGCUGCGUCCGAAAAGUGCUGCCUCCUGCAGCUCAUGGCAUGAUGGACGAUUACACCUACGUCUCCGUCACAGACUGUCUCGUCGACUUCCAGUACCUGGAGGUCAUCCACAGUGCUGUGCAAAUACUGCUCUCUUUGAUUGGGUUUGUGUAUGCCUGUUAUGUGAUCAGUAUUUCCAUGGAAGAAGAAGACACCUUUGAUUUCAUAGGUGGACUUGACACACACUCCUACUACCAGGAUCAUGUUGAGUUAAAGCCUGUUAAACCUGUGGAAAUU